Molecule: messenger RNA, 2117 nt
Organism: Pipistrellus kuhlii (Kuhl's pipistrelle)
Lineage: Eukaryota; Metazoa; Chordata; Mammalia; Chiroptera; Vespertilionidae
Gene: NOG
Product: noggin
Exons: 1
Coding region: 657-1370 (237 amino acids)
Biological process (GO): dorsal/ventral pattern formation; negative regulation of BMP signaling pathway; negative regulation of cell differentiation
Source: RefSeq, a predicted model, not a curated record
CGAGAGAGUCUGUGGUUUCCAUGGUGAUGGAGCUGAAAGUGCAGGAAAUUUAAAGGCUUGGACCCAGCGAGACAGACAAACCGGUGCCAACGUGCGCGGACGCCGCCGCCGCCGCCGCCGCUGGAGUCCGCCGGGCAGAGCCGGCCGCGGAGCCCGGAGCAGCCGGAGGGACGUGCCCCCAGGACCCGCUCGGCCAGCGGCGCCGCACCUAGCAGCAGCGGAGCGAGGGGCAGCGAGAGGAGGAGGAGGAGGAGGAGGAGGAGAAGGAGGAGGAGGAGGGGAGAGCGGCUCGUCCACGCGCCCAGCGCCGCCGCCGCCGCCGCCGGCUCGGGGAAGCAGCAGCGAGGAGCCGGCGCCCCUGCGCCCGCGGUCGCCCUGGAGGGAUUUCGGAUGCCCCGCCGCGGCCGCCGGCCCGAAUAGACCCGCCGGGAGAGGAGUUGCUGCGGCGGCCAACUUGUGUGCCUUCUUCCCGCCCGGGCGGGAGCUGCCGGCGCCGCGCGAAGGGCUCUCCCGGCGCCUCAUGCUGCCGGCCCUGCGCCUGCCCAGCCUCGGGUGAGCGGCGGCCGGAGGGCCGGGGAGCGCGGCGCCGCCUCCGCCGCGGGCUCGGCGUGCUCUCCCCCGGGGACGCGGAACGCAGCGGCGGCCGCCCCGGCGGCAUGGAGCGCUGCCCCAGCCUGGGGGUCACCCUCUACGCCCUGGUGGUGGUCCUGGGGCUGCGGGCGGCCCCGGCCGGCGGCCAGCACUAUCUGCACAUCCGCCCAGCGCCCAGCGACAACCUGCCCCUGGUGGACCUCAUCGAGCACCCGGACCCUAUCUUUGACCCCAAGGAGAAGGAUCUGAACGAGACGCUGCUGCGCUCGCUGCUCGGGGGCCACUACGACCCGGGCUUCAUGGCCACCUCGCCCCCCGAGGACCGGCCCGGCGGCGGGGGCGGGGGCGGCGGGGGGUCGUCGGCCGGGAGCGCCGAGGACCUGGCCGAGCUGGACCAGCUGCUGAGGCAGCGGCCGUCGGGGGCCAUGCCGAGCGAGAUCAAAGGGCUGGAGUUCUCCGAGGGCUUGGCCCCGGGCAAGAAGCAGCGCCUGAGCAAGAAGCUGCGGAGGAAGCUGCAGAUGUGGCUGUGGUCGCAGACCUUCUGCCCGGUGCUGUACGCCUGGAACGACCUGGGCAGCCGCUUCUGGCCGCGCUACGUGAAGGUGGGCAGCUGCUUCAGCAAGCGCUCGUGCUCCGUGCCCGAGGGCAUGGUGUGCAAGCCGGCCAAGUCCGUGCACCUCACGGUGCUGCGGUGGCGCUGUCAGCGGCGCGGGGGCCAGCGCUGCGGCUGGAUCCCCAUCCAGUACCCCAUCAUCUCCGAAUGCAAGUGCUCGUGCUAGAACUCGGGGGGGGGGGGGGCCCAGCCCGCACCCAGACACUUGAUCGAUCCCCACCGACGCCCCCUUUCUCCCCCCCCUCUCCCUUCCGCACCGUUACAACCAGUUCCACCACCACCACCCUCUCCGGAGGGAGAUUCAAUGAACUUUUUUUUUUUUUUUUUUUUUUUUUUGGCUACAGAGACCUAGCUUUCUGGUUCAUGUAAUGCACUGUUUAACUGUGUAGGAAUGUAUAUCUGUGUGUAUAUAUACGGUCCCAGUUUUAAUUUACUUAUUAAAAGGUCAGUAUUAUACGUUCAAAAGUUACCGGCUUCUACUGUAUUUUUAAAAAAAAUAAUUAAGCAAAAGGAGAAAAAAAAAGAACAGAGAGAAAAGAGAGACUUAUUCUGGUUGUUGCUAAUAAUGUUAACCUGCUAUUUAUAUUCCAGGGCCCUUCGCAUGGCGAAGCAGGGAGGGGGGGGAAAGUUAUUUUUUUUUUUCCUUAAAGUACAAAGAGAGGGGAGAACUUUUGUAGAAGGACUUUGAAAAAAAAGCUAUUUUCCAUUCUUCGGAAAGUGUUUUUGGUUUUCCUUGGACCUCGGAGAAGCUAUAGAGUUCAAUGUUAUUUUACAGUUAUUGUAAAUAUAGAGAACAAAUGGAAUGACUAAUCAUUGUAAAUUAAGAGUAUCUGCUAUUUAUUCUUUAUAAUAUCCCGUGUAGUAAAAUGAGAAAGAAGUGCAGAGCAGGAUUAAAGAAAACCACUAAAAUCGA